AUGCCAUACCAGGAUUCAUGCCAUAUCUCCGCCAUUACCAUGGAGGAUCAUCUCGGGAUUGUGUACCUCAUCGAGACCGCCCAACAAUUCUGGUCCGAGCUUGAGGAUAUACUGAAACUACCUAGUGACAAUGCUCCGACACUCUCUUUGCUGGAUUCUACGCUGAGGAGGUUUAUAUCGCUAUGUGCAACGUAUCACGAACAAUAUCUCCAAAGUCCCUUGCAACUGGAACAUGCUUGUAACCUCUUGAUUGAGUCCGAGCUCUUCCAAUUUCACUCGGAACGGAUGUGCGAGAUUAUCACUGAGGAUGCUCGAAAUACGACGGAUCCUCAUUCCCUGUUCCUAUCAUAUCAUGUUCUUUACCAUCAUGGUCAUCGUCGUUCCGAGUACUUUCGCCUCCACAAACGUUGGCAGCCUCUGAUUCCUCUGCUCAUGGACCACAUCCUUGUGGGAAUCGACCCAGAUAUUGAUGAUACAUACGUCGGGACCGCGGGAGUUCGGGAUUCCAUGGCUGUGACAGUUCCUGUCCCAAUUGAAGCGAAGCUGAGAAGCUUGGGUGUGAAGCUGCUGUACGAGGUCAGCCGGGUGCAAAAGCUUUCUGUUCAAGAUUUACGAAUAUUUGACGACUCAUUCUUAGAUUAUUUAUUCGAUCUUGUCGAGGAAACCAGAUACAUGCAUGACGAAACGUUCAAUUACUCCGUAAUAAAGUUGAUUGCGGCACUCAACGAGCAAUUCAUGGUGGCGAUACUUCCAACUGAUGGUUCGCAACAACCUUCUCCGAUCUCUGGUACAUCAGAUGAACCCAAGAACCGCCUCAUUCGUGUCCUCAUGCGACGCCUUGGAUCUAGCAAGACUUUUGGUGAAAACAUGAUAUUCAUGUUGAACCGUGCCAAACGUACUCCAGAAGAUCUGUGCAUGCAACUUCUUCUCCUCAAAAUCCUUUAUGUCCUUUUUACGACGAAGGGGACAUCAGAGUAUUUCUACACGAACGAUCUGUGUGUGUUGGUUGAUGUCUUUCUGCGAGAAUUGGUGGAUCUGGAUGAAGAGAGUGAUUCGCUGAGGCACACGUACUUGCGAGUUCUUCAUCCUCUCUUGACGAAAACGCAACUUCGGGACAUUCCAUACAAACGCUCACAGAUCCUGGUCGCCCUUGAAUCGCUGAUAAGAAAUCAUUGUAUACGCGAUGUUAACCCCACAACAAAACGCUUGGUCGACCGUUGCCUCUCUGGUGACUGGUGUGUCCAGCUCAAUGCACAGCGAGAUAAAGAUAGUGGGAGUGGGAGUCCAACUAGCGAGGCGUCGACUAUCCUCAGCCCUCCCGGCCAGGAACCCGCUUCAAUGGCUGCUGCACAAUACGAGGCAGGAAGACUCAGGUCGUUGAAAUUCAGCAAGAGUGUUGAAAACCUGGGAGUACGGUCUGAGCCAGCAAGGCAACCUCUACGUUCCCCUCUUGACCAAGCUCGCGUUCCAACCAACGGGAGUCAUACCAGUCUGCCUGGACUUCCUUCGCCCUCUUCAUCGAAACCAGCCCCCAAUAUGUCAAAACGUCGAACGGCAAGCACCACUUACGAGGAUGCCCCCCACACUACCCGUCGUGCCUCUCAUGACGAAGAUCAUCAUUCCCAUCGACAUCAACAGGCAUCAUCGCAACCUCGUGCCACUAGUUCCUCUACGCCAUUGAAAUCAGACGAACCUACUUCACAAGCUCAGGUUCGCAAUCGAAGACCUCCACCUGCACCUCCAAAAAGACGGAAGCCUCCAGCCAUUCCCCUGGGUCGUGGUGUCACGAUGCAGACCAUCAAAUCUUCCGAGCCGAGCCCACUUUCGAAGGUCUUCCAGCCUAUUUCUGGGUAA
Messenger RNA from Laccaria bicolor S238N-H82, 1854 nucleotides. RefSeq lists its product as uncharacterized. The transcript is spliced from 8 exons. Gene Ontology annotation, cellular component: actin cortical patch. The record is from RefSeq and is a predicted model, not a curated record. Gene Ontology annotation, molecular function: Arp2/3 complex binding. Gene Ontology annotation, biological process: actin cortical patch assembly; actin cortical patch localization; endocytosis. The coding region runs from base 1 to 1854 and encodes 617 amino acids. Lineage: Eukaryota; Fungi; Basidiomycota; Agaricomycetes; Agaricales; Hydnangiaceae.